ACAGCCUCAUGAGCAGUAUUUCCUCUGUCUUCUGUAGUGUAAGAAGUUAACAAAUGAAGAAAAUGAGCCAUGGAGGAAUAGAGGAGAAAUAGAGGAGGCGAAGGGGAGAAUCACAGUGUUGCUGAAUGUUUAAAUGGUGGAUCUACUCUGAGAUGAAGAUUCAUAAAUACACAGUCAUCAUCUUCUUUAGCCUUUUCCUCCAGAUCGAAGGUGAGAACAUCACCGAGUGGUCUGUGCAGGAGGGCAAGAACUUCACCUUCCAUCUGCCGAAUGUGGAGUCCGACAGAGUACACAUCAGUUCAGUUGAAUGGAAACAGAGGGACAGAAACAAAAUGCUGGCCAUCUUUCGCCUGGACAGUGCUAACGAAACAGUAAUAUUUCAGCAGGGAAGCAGACUUCAAUUCAUGCAGAAUCAGUCAAUCGUCAUCAGAGGCGUAAAACAGGAAGACACUGGCAACUACACUUGCAAAGUCAUAUUCAAAGAUGGAAAAAUUCAAACACACAACAUCUCACUGACUGUGUACUCAGGAAAUACAGAACAGACCCCUACUUAUAACACCACAUCCACUACAUCAGUUCCUCAGGCUCUUAAUACACUGCAGAUUGUGAUUUCAGCACUUGGAGGUUUACUUCUGCUUGGCAGUGUGAUAAUCAUAAUUUUAAAAUGCAGAAGGAAAUGCGCUAAGGGUGCACUAAAUUGCACCAAGGAUGAACCCAUUUACAUGAACACAUACUAAAAGCCUAAAGAAAACCUGAGGACACAUAAAAAAAGGUCACAUUUGACAAUUCACACAAUUAAAUCAUCUUCCUUUAGACCUUUUUCUGACUUGUGUUGGCAUCAUCUCCUAAGCCUUGCACUGCAAGACCCGACCUGAAACAGAAGUGUGUGUGUUUGUGUGUGUGUGUGUGUGUGGUUUUGCAGGCGGUUAUUUUAAGGGUCUGUUCUGUGUUGUGCAGUUGCCAGGAAACUGUUUUUCUUGCACGUGUGCUGGGCACAGCAAA
Molecule: messenger RNA, 1002 nt
Organism: Pangasianodon hypophthalmus (striped catfish)
Lineage: Eukaryota; Metazoa; Chordata; Actinopteri; Siluriformes; Pangasiidae
Exons: 5
Coding region: 126-737 (203 amino acids)
Source: RefSeq, a predicted model, not a curated record